AUGGGGAUCGGAUCCCAAUUUACGAGAGAAGUUUCUCCAGGAGACACUUUGUUAACAGCAAGAGGUUCUUAUCAUGUAACUACUGUCUCCUCGGAUACAUUCCUUAUAGCAGCAGUAGAGCAGCAGCAGCAGCAGCAGCAGCAGCAGCAGAAGCAAAUAGCAGCAGGUUAUUCAUAUAGACGAGCACAAACUCUACCUAUUGAUACCAAUAAUGUACCUGGUGCUGCAGCAGCAGCUGCUGCUGCUGCUGCAGCAGCUUCUGCUGCUGCUGCAUCAGGGCCACUUACACCUGCACAGCAUAGCUGGACAUGGGGACAGCAAACUUACCAGGAGGAGAUACGGCAGCAGCAGCAGCUGCAGCAGCAGCAGCUGCAACAGCAGCUGCAGCAGCAGCUGCAGCACUAUCAGCAGCAGCACGACGAGAGGAGCAGAAGUAUAUCCUUCUCCUCUAUUGAUAGAGAGGGAACAGCAGCAGCAGCAGCAGCAGCAGCAGCAAAUCGUCAGUUACGCCGCUGCUCUGGUGAUGUUGUGUCUGCUGCAUCCGAAGCAGCAGAUGCAGCAGCAGCAGCAGAUGCUGCUGCUGAUACUGCAGCAAGAGUUGCUGCUGCACUAGCAGAUGAUGCAGCAGCAGCAGCUGUUGAAGCUUCUGCUGCAGCAGAUGCAGCAGCUGCAGCAGAGUUUGCUGCUGCUGCUGCUCAAGCAGCAGUAAGUCACCGCAAUCAUGACCAUGAACAGCAGCAGCAAGAGCAGCAAGAGCAGCAGCAGCAGCAAGAGCAGCAAGAGCAGCAGCAGCAAGGAGACCAGGAUACAGGUCUAAGGAGACGCUUCGUUCGUCGUGCUUGUAUGGAGAGAGGAGGCAGCGAAAGACCAGCAGCAGCAGCAGCAGGAGGAACAGCAGCAACAGCAGCAGGAGGAGGAACAACAGAGGAAGCAGCAGCAGCAGCAGCAGCAAUAAGAGCAGCAAGAGUAUCAUCUAAACCCUAUCAUGAAGAAGCAGCAAUAAUGCAUUCAGGUUCUGCUGCUGUUGCUGCUGCAGCAGCAGCAGCAGAAACAGCAGCAGAAGCAGCACAUACAGCAGAAGUUGCUGCUGCUCUUGCUGCAGCAGAAGCAGAAGCAGAAGAAGGAGACGAUUCAUUCGGACCACCCAUGGAUUAUAAAGUAUUAAACCCUAAACCCUAA
Molecule: messenger RNA, 1179 nt
Organism: Eimeria maxima
Lineage: Eukaryota; Apicomplexa; Conoidasida; Eucoccidiorida; Eimeriidae
Product: glycerol-3-phosphate acyltransferase, putative
Exons: 1
Coding region: 1-1179 (392 amino acids)
Source: RefSeq, a predicted model, not a curated record